AUGGGCGCCCGCUUCACGGCCCUGCUUCUCGUCGGGGCGGCGUCGCUGAUGAUCCUCGCCAGCUCCAUGUUCGGCAGCAGCAGCAGCGGGGCCGGCCGCAUCGUGCACGUGACAGAGCGCGGCGUGGCAGCGGCGCGGCAACAGCAGCUGGCUGCCACCGCCGCCGGCUCCCGGAGCCGGCUCACAAACCUCGCGGAGGCGGCGCCCGGUGGCGGCGGCGCUGCAGCGCCACCACUGGCUACCGCGACCGCGUCAGCCGCGUCGCCCGAGCGGCCGGCGGCCAGAGGUGCGCUGGACGGGUCUCUGGAGGCUGCGCUCCGCGUGGCGGUGCCCGGCGAGGCGCCCGGGUUCGUGAUGGCCUCGUUCGCCAACUCCGCGCUCAACGACCACCUCGUCAACUUUGUGCUCUGCGCGGUGCGCGCCCGCGCGCCGUUUGUGAUUGGCGCCGUCGACCAGGCCGCCUUCACGAUGCUCUCUGCGCGGCGAGACGCGCCGACGUACGUCACUCCGAUGGCCAAGGAGGGGGCGUCGCUCGACGGGUCGAACCAGCACUCGAGCGGCUCGUGGAAGCGCUUCGCCGGCAUGCGGACGGGCGAGGUGCUGCAGCUGCGCAUGCGGACGGGCGAGGUGCUGCGGAUGGUGCGGCUGGGCUACUCAGUGCUGCACACGGACAUCGACGUCGUCUGGCUCCGCUCGCCAGAGCCGUACCUCAUGUGCUCGGGGGAAGCGUCCCGGCCAGGCGGCGAGCACGGGCCGGGCUCUCGCUUCGAGUGCGGCCCGCUGCUCUCUGCCGACGUCGCCGUCUCGUCGGACAACAUGUCUCCCGGCAGAGACACGGAGGGCCGCGCCUUCGCCGAGGAGUGGCAUGCCAACGUGGUCUCGCCGCCGCCAGGCUCGCGGUGUCCCCCUUUGCGGCAGCGCUUCCGCGAGGCUGCGCUCUGGGCAGCCGACCCGCCUCCACGCCCCGAGGCUCGCUACCUCGCCCUCAACUUCUCGACGCCGCCGCUCGUCCAGACGAAGAUCGACAAGUACGGCCGCGCCAACGCGGCGAACAUCGACGUGCACAGCGCGGCGCUCAACGCGUGCGACCGGAUGUGGUCUGGCUCGGACGACAUCUUCCACUUUGGAUGCAUGUACCCCGGCUCGCAGGACGGCAAGUUCGUUCCCUUCGCCUGCCCGAUGGACCACGUCCUCUCGCCCGCCGCCUGGGCAAAGGCGGAGGUCGACUACCGCGACGCCGCCAUCCUCGACCAGCCGCAGCUGCGCGCGAGCGGUGCCGUCGUCGACGUCGGCCUCGAGCCGCGGCCGGGCUGGACGCGGAAGGCGGGCAGUCUGCCGCUCGGCACCAGCGCGGCGGAGGCGCGCGAGCUGCUGAAGCCGCUCGCGGCGACGCCGGUGCUGAGGCUGCCGCACGCGCGCGGGCUCCUCUGCUCCAUCGACGACGCCGCCGCUUUCAACUCGCUUGCCGACAAGCUGCUCCGCAUCCCGACGUGGUGCGCGAAGUGCUUCCAGCCGUGCAGCAAGGAGCUCGCCGGGUGGCUGCCCGCCGAGGAGAUCCGGCGCGGCGGGGGCUGGGACAAGAUGUCCUACUGCAUGAAGGUCGACGUGCCGCCCAAGUUCGACGCGGGCGGCGCGUGCUCGCUAAACGUGCAGCCGUGAGGGGAUGACGGGUCUCUGGAGUUUCGUGUUGAUCGUGGGUUUCACGAGCGCUGUGGUGUGCACAGGGGUAUGUGAUGCACACGUGCUGUUCAGGCUUAUCACCCAUUUUUGACAGCAGUAAAGUGAGAGC
This is a messenger RNA of Emiliania huxleyi CCMP1516, 1789 nucleotides long. RefSeq lists its product as hypothetical. The transcript is spliced from 6 exons. Gene Ontology annotation, cellular component: Golgi apparatus. NCBI's taxonomy places the organism in Eukaryota, Haptophyta, Isochrysidales, Noelaerhabdaceae. Bases 1 to 1659 code for a protein of 552 amino acids. The record is from RefSeq and is a predicted model, not a curated record. Gene Ontology annotation, biological process: cell wall pectin biosynthetic process. Gene Ontology annotation, molecular function: arabinosyltransferase activity.